This is a messenger RNA of Aureobasidium pullulans EXF-150, 1679 nucleotides long. Its product is annotated as MFS quinate transporter. Gene Ontology annotation, molecular function: carbohydrate:proton symporter activity. The transcript has 2 exons. Gene Ontology annotation, biological process: carbohydrate transport; transmembrane transport. The coding region runs from base 4 to 1635 and encodes 543 amino acids. The record is from RefSeq and is a predicted model, not a curated record. Lineage: Eukaryota; Fungi; Ascomycota; Dothideomycetes; Dothideales; Saccotheciaceae. Gene Ontology annotation, cellular component: membrane.
ACAAUGUUCAAACGCUACGCCAAGGAUCUACCUGAAGAGGUUCUCAACUGGCGUCUUGGCUAUGCAGUGCUUGUCUUUGGCUUGCUGGGCACUGCCCGUGGUCUCGACGAAGGUCUGAUCGGAACAACCACUUCUCAAAAAUCAUUCGUCACACAGUUCGGAUUGAAGAACCCACACUUGACUGCGAACGAGCAGGCCAACCUCCUUUCCAACAUCACCUCCAUGGUCCAACUUGGUUCAAUCUUUGGUGCUCUCUUCGCUUUCCCCAUCACCGAUAAGAUUGGCAGACUGUGGGCUGUUCGUGAGCUUUGCUUGGUCUGGGUUGCUGGUAUCUCCAUCUUCCUUGGUGCUGCCGCUCAUGGCAGUAUCGGUAUGGUUUAUGCUGGUAGAUUCAUCGCUGGCCUGGGCAUUGGACAAACAACAGUCGUCGCCCCGACAUAUCUCGCCGAAGUGGCUCCCCGAUCAAUUCGUGGACUGUGUGUUGGUAUCUUCUCCGGUUCAGUCUACUUGGGCAUCAUGCUCGGAUACUUUGCCUCUUACGGAACAUCAUUGCACAUCAGCAAUCACAACCCUAUUCAAUGGGUCAUCCCUAACACACUCCACCUCUACUUUGCCGCCAUCAUCUUCACCUUCAGCUUCUUCGCAAUCGAGAGUCCUCGUUGGCUAGUCAAGUCCAAGCAGCAGGCAAAAGCUGUUGAGAAUUUGUGCAGACUGCGCGGACUUGGACAAGAUCACGAACUCGUACAGACCGAAAUCAUCGACAUCAACAGCCAACUCGAACGCGAGCAAGAAGCCACCAUGGGCGCCUCCAAAGUCGGUCUCCUCCGCGAACUAUUCGUCAUGCCAGCAAACCGCUACCGCAUCUUCUUGGCCAUUGGCGCUCAACUACUCGGUCAAUGGAGUGGCGCCGGCUCAAUCACCGUCUACGCCCCUCAAUACUUUGCUCUCAUGGGCACGACCGGAACCCAAGAAAAGCUCCUCGCCACUGGUGUCUUCGGUCUCGUCAAAUUCAUCUCUGCCAUCAUGUGUGCCUUCUUCCUCGUCGACUUCAUCGGCCGCAAGCGCUCACUGAGCAUCGGCAUCUCCAUCCAAUUCAUCGCCAUGCUCUACAUGGCCCUCUUCCUCGCCAUCGACAGCACCAUCGGCUCAAAAGGCGACAUCCAAUCAUCCAGCCAGAAACACGCCGCCAAGGGCGCCAUCGUCAUGAUCUACUUCUCCGGCUUCGGCUGGGCCAUGGGUUGGAACUCCAUCCAAUACCUCAUCAAUGCCGAAAUCUUCCCCCUUCGCCUCCGCGCGCUGGGUGGUUCUAUCGCUAUGGCAUUCCAUUUUGUAAACCAAUAUGGCAAUUCUAAAGCUGUGCCUGAGAUGUUUGUCGGUAUGACUACUGCUGGUACUAUGUUUUUCUUCUCCGCCAUCACUUUGCUAGGUCUGGGUUGGGUGUACUUCUUCCUGCCUGAGACUAGUGGACGUAGUUUGGAGAGUUUGGACGCUGUGUUUGAGUUGCCGUGGUGGAAGGUUGGUAGAUAUGGAGCUAAGGUUGAGACAUCGCCUGCAUUGUUCGAUGAUGAGAAGGGUGGUGUUGCGGAGAAGGAGCAAAGGGUUGAAUAUCUGGAGACGGAGGGGCGUAGGGUUUAGAGAACUCUUCCUUCCUUUUGCACUCGAAUACGUUAUGACACGCU